UUUUAAAGACAGGAGUAGGUGUUUAAGAUACUUGGCUUGGAUUUUAUACACUUGGCCAUAUUACAGAGCUGUGUUCUGGUUGCCGGUAAUUUAAAACUUUAACUUACAGUGUUUCGGCAUCUGAGGAGUUAAAACAGCUGCAGACAGCCAUCAGUUUAAUAGAUUGGUAAAUAAAUGUACAAGAAAUCUAUGUGAGUGUCAUAUUUUAGAGCUAAACGUGGCUCUUUGACAGACUUAUCAUUGUAUUGAUGUGUGUGCAAAAUGUUCGGACACCCACGAUAACGCCGCCGUGUUUCCUUGUUUUGAUACAUUGUCAUGACAAUGGCAUGAUUCUGACAGUGUCAUUGUGUCGAACAAAUAUUUGUGUGCCUUGCAAAAACAGUAAACCUAAGUGACUUAAACAUCACUAAGGCAAUUGCGGAGCAGACAGCACGGACGCCACCACGGGGUUAACUUCCUCGGCCUUUGCCACCCGGAUGCAGUCACUUUCACCGGCCUGACCGCAUCUGGUGCGCCGAGCCGUUAAAUCCCAUCCUCAUCCCUGCAAAGCCAGACAAACAGCCGAGCCAACCAGCCACGGCUCGCAUUUUCAAGCAGUUAGACCAAUCGUGUUGCUUGGAGGAGUGGAGGGCGGCAACACAUUUUCCCUGCUCCCUACACAGCAUCCUUCUAGCAGACUCCCUCUCGUGUCAAAGAGUGUCAAGAAAAAGAGAAUACAAAGGGAGGGGGGAGGCGACUGGUCCUCGGAGGCCGUUGGCGGAAGCGUGUGGGACUCCACAGAGGCUGCCGGGACGGGUUUACGUCGGCAUGGGACUCCCAUUCUGUGAGAAAAUGGCUGCCUUUCAAUGUAAACAGGCUGUGCGGGGCCCGCGUUGUUAAGGGAGGAGGGGCAUUGACUUCAAUGUCGCCUCUCCCAAUGAGAACCCAAGCAUGCUAUGCACUCCAGCUCUUUUUCAAGUUCGCUUUGGCCAAGGCAUCGUCAUUUCUAGCAUGAAGACAGCUCCAUCAGCAAUGAGACAACAAACACAUGAUAUCUAAAUCACAGUUGGAACAACUGACCAUGGCCCUGCCUGAAACCAAAACGACGUUUCUAGCGCCAUCCGCCGCCGCAGUGCCACUGCCGGCCUCCUCUUCGAGCACACUGAGAGACAACGUCACAUCCACUGCAACGUUCAUGACUGGCACCAUCCCAGCCAACGAGAGCAGCUUCAACAGCACCACAUUCCCGGAGGCGGUGAUGGAGGGCUCGGGAAUGGGAAUGGUGCUCCUGCCCUUUGGCGUCAUCGCCCUCAUCAGCCUGACACUUGCUUUAAUCCUGUAUAUUCGCAAACGGAAACGUCUGGAGAAGCUGAGGCACCAGCUCAUGCCCAUGUACAACUUUGACCCGGCCGAAGAACAAGAUGACCUGCUGGAACAGGAACUAUUGGACCACUGCCGGGAUGGCACACUUGCCGGUCCCAAUGCCAAGUUUUGACAAAGGCAUGAUGAUAAAAGACAAACAUGACUCUCCGAACCUCGCAGGGGACCACACAGAGACCGAGUCGACUGGUCUUCACAGAUGUGGCAAAAGCUCUCAACGCUUAACAACGUGUCAUUUUGUGGACUGCCUUUUUAAUAUUAGGUCUUUGAGGAGGGACGAUAAAAGGGAUUUAAAAAAAUGGACUUGUUUUUUGGGACCGAAACGGUGCUUCUUCGCAAGGGAUUUGAAACUACUUUGUGGGAGAAUGGGUGCAUGCGAUGCAAUGGAGCAUCAUCACAUUCACGGGCUUAUGUCACUCGCCACACAAAUGCAGUCACUUUUGGAAUUGUCGCAAUAUUUCUGUUCUUCCUAGCCUCAUUGUAAUCUCAUGUGUAACACUGGCUGUUGUCAUUCAUCUUUACGGGAACCAUUUUAUGUCUUCCUCGCUGAGCAGUUGAUGACUUGUUCGUUACAUUAAAACUGUUACCUUUCAACAA
Molecule: messenger RNA, 1956 nt
Organism: Hippocampus zosterae (dwarf seahorse)
Lineage: Eukaryota; Metazoa; Chordata; Actinopteri; Syngnathiformes; Syngnathidae
Exons: 6
Coding region: 1028-1474 (148 amino acids)
Source: RefSeq, a predicted model, not a curated record